AUGGAUGACAGCACUGUUCUAGUUGAAGAAAUCGACCCAAACUAUGAGCCUUCAAAAACAGACGUUGAAGAAUAUGCUUUAUGGCUUGGUUUAGAACUGCCAGAAGAUAAAGAUUUGCUAUACAUAGCAAGAGAAGGGCUGAUGGCUCCAUUGCCUUCAGAAUGAAAACCAUGCAAAAACAAGAAUGGAGAGAUUUACUAUUUUAAUUUUUCUACAGGAGAAAGCGUAUGGACUCACCCAUGUGAUGAGUACUAUAAGAAGAUGGCAAGAGAAGCCAAGGCAGCCAAAGCAAAGCGUAAAGAAACUCCAACGAGGAAAUCGUCAAAAAGCCCAACUCCAAAAGAAUUUGUUGAAAAACCUCAAAAUUUGCCUAAAAAACAGCCAAAACUGAUAAACGAAAUAAAUGCAAGCUCAGAAUUUGUUAAUAGAAAAAACCAGAUGGAACAAGCUUAUAAUGAAGAGAUUGAAAGAAUUAGACUUGAUUUUGAAAACCAAAGAAAACAACUGAAAGCUCAAAUUGAUAAAGAAAUAGAAAGGGAAAAACAAGAAAUUUUAAAAAUCCAUAAAGACAAAGAAAAUAAAUUGCAAGCUGAGCAUCAGGAAAAAUUAGAAAAACAGCAAGACUCAAUCAACAAAUUAGUAAAAAAAGCUGAGCAAGAAAGAGAAAAUGCUUUAAAUAAAGAAGUGACUGCCAAAUUAGAUGAAUUAAGAAAGGAGUUUGCAAAUGACCUUGAAGAAAAGAAGAGAAAACAAGCUGAAGUUUAUAAGAAAGACCUUGAAGUUGAGCUAAAAAGAAUUUCGAUGCUGAAAGAAGAAGAAAUAAAGCAGCUGCAAGAAGAAAUUGAUACUUACAAGGAAAGAGUUAAAUGAGAAGUAAAAGAGCAAGAAGAGUGCAAGCAGAGAUUCGAGAAAAAAAUAGAUAGGCUAAAAAAUGAUGCUGAAAAUGACUAUCAAAAUGAAGUGAAAAAAAUUGAAAAAGAAUUCGAGUGGCAAAUGUUUCUAGCCAAAGAGCAGCAAGAAAAAGAACUUUCUGAGGAUGAAAAAUUCAGGCUAAACGUAAUAGAAAACGAACUAAAAACCAGUACAGCAUUGGAAGUAGCAAAAUAUAAAAACGAGCUACAAGAAAAAUUAUUUACUCCCCCCCAUCCUUGAUCGAACAGCUCGCCAUCGUUCGAUCAAGGAUGGGGGUUAAAAAUAAAUUUUUUGGGAAAAAAAAAUUUUAUAUAUAAAAUAAAAAUAUAUGAUUUUUUGUUUUUAUUUACUUUUAAAUAAGAGGGUUAAGAAUAUUUAAUAAUUUAAUAAUUAUUUUUACAGCAAAAAAUUGAAUUAAUUUCAUAAAAAUACCAGUUUUUAAUAUUUUGAUUUAUUAGUUACCCCUUUAAACUUAUAAAUUUUAAUUUGUUCCUUAUUAAAUUAAUUUUUUUUUUAAAAAUUUUAAAGAAUGUCUAUUUUAUUAGAUUAUUAAGUUUUUAAGCCCAGUUUGAUGACUAAAUCACUUCGUAUGGUUGAUUCCAAAGCUUUUUGUCGUCUCAAAAUCUCUGAAAACAACUUCAUUAGGCACAUCUUCCCAAGCUUUUGAUAACUAAUAUAUUUUUAUAUAUAUAAAAAUUUGCAUGAUAUGAAAAUCGUUCGAUCAAGGAUGGGGGUUUAUUUCCCCAAUUUUUAGGAAUUUUUACAGUCAAUCGUUCGAUCAAGGAUGGGGGGGGGUGGAGUUAGUGAAAAAGAAAGAAUAGAAUCAACGUUCAAAGAAAGAAAACAAAGCGAAAGAAUUUUGAGGGAAAAAGAAUUCGAAAGCGAGCUUCUACAAGAAGAGGAAAAGCAAAAGCAAAUCCUUCAAGACAAAUUAUCAAACCACCGAAUUAACCAAGAAUUAUACUUAAAAGAGCAGCUAAAUGAUUUAAGAGAGAGGCUAGAAGGAAUUUUAAUUUCUGAAGAAAGAAAGCUUGAAUCAGUAAGGAAGCCUGAUUUGUUUUUUAAAGAAAAACUAGAAGAAAGGCUUUCAAGUUUGCAAAAUGAGUAUGCAUCUGCACAAAGAAUGCUGGAGUCUAAAGAAGAAACCUUAAGAUAUCUACAAGAAGACUUGAAUAAAAUUAAAAGCGAGCUCAAAGCAAAAACACCUGAAAAAGUUAAAAUUGAAACAAGAAUCAAUACAGAUACUUCAUUAAUUGAGGAAUAUCAAAGGCAAAUCAGAGAAAAAGAAAGGGAAAUUGAAAAAUUUGCAGAAGUCCACCCUAAGAGAAUUGAAAAUUUGGAAAAAGAAGUUUUUGAGUUAAGAAAAAUACUUGAUAAAAAACAAAGGAUUGAGGAAGAAGAAAAUUUGAGACGAAAAGAAAGCCAAGAAGUUGUCAGCAAAUGGAAAGAAGCCCUCAAACAAGAACGAAGAGAACUAAAAAGUUUCCAAAAAGAGCUCCAGAUGGAUAGAGAAAAAUGAAGAAAAGACCUCCAAUAUUAUAAAGAGCACCCCAGUGAAAAACGACGCCAAGAGCUCGCAAAAGUUAAAAAAUUAAUUGAAAAACAAAUAGAAGUUCACAAUAGAAGGGUAAAAGACUUAAAAGCAGCUGAAAAGCUAUUGAAAGGUACAAGAGACGAAGAUGUGUCUUAUUCAAGAGUAGAAAUGGAGUCAUUAGAAGAAGAUCGCAUACUUGAUGAAUGAAGAAACCGAGGAGGCGAUAGUUUUGAUUCUCCUCCUGAAAAUAAUGAGCCUCAUCCUCCAAUGUGGGCUCAAUAUGUGAGACCAGCUUGGAAAGCCAAUAAUAUCCGUGUUUAUCAGCGUGAAGUCAAUGCAUAUGCGAAAAAUCGAGAAUAUACACGUGAUGUCCUUACAAAGCAUGGAAAUUGGCUGAAUAAUAUGAAAAAUGAACUGGGUAGAAUAGCAUACCCUUAA
Blepharisma stoltei is the source of this 2884-nucleotide messenger RNA. The record is from the annotation of a GenBank genome assembly. NCBI's taxonomy places the organism in Eukaryota, Ciliophora, Heterotrichea, Heterotrichida, Blepharismidae.